Pestalotiopsis fici W106-1 is the source of this 2082-nucleotide messenger RNA. RefSeq lists its product as uncharacterized. The coding region runs from base 1 to 2082 and encodes 693 amino acids. Gene Ontology annotation, molecular function: ATP binding; ATP hydrolysis activity. The transcript has a single exon. The record is from RefSeq and is a predicted model, not a curated record. Lineage: Eukaryota; Fungi; Ascomycota; Sordariomycetes; Amphisphaeriales; Sporocadaceae. Gene Ontology annotation, cellular component: cytoplasm; mitochondrion.
AUGAAGAGAGCGAUUACGUCUUCUUCCAUCACCAUUACGGACCCGCUGGUCAAGUACCAGAGUCUGUUGGCAACGGGGUUAUGUGCCCCGGACCCAGCGCAGCACCGUCUCGCAAUACAUCUGCAAAAGAUUUAUCUCCGACUCAAGGACUACUCACCGUCUGAGGAAUAUCGUACCAGAUUGCAGACGCUGCAGGACGCCCUGGACGAAUCGAGGCCAAAACGAGUCGAGGGUGCCAGAGAACUUGCCGUCGAAAGCCAUCCAAUUCGACGGAAUCCUUUCUUUGCGCGCUUCUUUGCCCGUAACGAGCCAACAAGGGAAGCUACUCUUGCCUUGACCCGCGUGCUACAAAGCCAUGAAGCAGCCAUCAGUAUCAAUUCGCCGCAGGGUUUGUUCUUGUCGGGCGAGGUUGGCACCGGCAAGAGCAUGUUGCUGGAUCUCUUGGCUGAUGGUCUGCCCACCAGCCGGAAGAAGAGAUGGCACUUCAACACCUUCAUGCUGUACACAUUAUCGCAAUUAGAAAGACACCGAAAAUCAAAUUCGCAAUUGGGCAGAGACGAGCAGUUUUCGUUACUGUGGCUGGCCAAGGACAUGGUUGAGAAAUCGCCAAUACUAUUCUUGGACGAAUUCCAGCUCCCGGAUAGAGCUGCGAGCAAAAUCCUCAGCAACCUAUUCAUCGCUUUCUUUCAACUAGGCGGCGUCCUCGUUGCUUCUUCCAACCGAAUGCCCGACGAUUUGGAAAAGGCCAGUGGUUUCGAGUACCGUCCACCAACUUCCGGCGGACUCCUCAGCAGGGCACUUGGACUUGGGCAAAAGAAGGGCAAGGGCGAGCUUUUCGGAUCGACAAGUGACUUUGCAAACUUUCUCGAAGUACUCAAAGCGAGAUGCGAGUUUUGGCAUAUAGAAGGGCGAAAGGAUUGGAGGAGACGGGAUGCCGAUGAGAUGCCCGAGCAACCCUCUACCAAUUCGCCUGCCGUAGCUUUUGGUAUAUCUGGUGCUGAUGGUACGACAGAUGUACUUGGUAGUGGUACAGAUAUCACUGAGACUGUGGGCUCGGCUAGAGGCAUCAAGACACCAUAUAAUUACAUUCUCAUUGGGCCGGAAAAUCACAAAGCAUGGGACCAGGCUUUGACGGCCGUCACGGGUACCUCACAGCCCGCUCCGUGGGCGCCAUCAUCGCUUGUCGUCUAUGGCCGUACUGUCAAUAUCCCCCAGCAGUGUCAAGGGAUCGUACAUUGGAACUUUGCGGACUUGGUCUCGGCAUAUGGUCCUGCCGAUUACAUUACCAUGGCCUCAACGUUUCAUACCUUCAUCAUUGAUCAGAUUCCAGUGCUCAGCAUACUCAAGAAGAAUGAAGCUCGUCGCCUCAUCACUCUCCUUGAUGCACUAUACGAGGCGCGGUGCAAGCUAGUGGUGCGAGCCGAGGCUGGUCCGGACGACCUCUUCUUUCCGGAGGCUAAAGCUUCUUCCGCUGGUAACACCCAAACACUAACCUCGAGCAAAAUGGGCGAAACUAUAGAUGCCGACGCCAUCCUGCCCGAGACAAUCGCCGAAGUCUAUCAGGACACCGUCUCGCCGUUCAGGCCCAACAUCUCGACUUAUUCAGAUCCGACCACGGAUCCGGCAAAUAGCGCAUACGACCCGGAUGUCGACUCGGACUUUGGCGUCGAGCAGAGAAGCCCACGACUCAAACCUGAUUUCAGCAACACAGGCGCCUUUACCGGAGAGGAUGAAAGAUUCGCGUACAAGCGGGCAGCAAGCCGCCUUUGGGAACUGUGCGGGUCUCGAUGGCAUUCACGAACCGGCCACUGGUGGAGUCCGCUGCCCGUAGAAGCUAGGCACUGGGAAGGCGGCAGUGCCACCAAGCCCUUGAGCGGCCUCUUUGAGAAGACGAAAGGGAGCGGUGACGUAUCUAUGGGCGACAGCAUUGAGCUAUCAGAUCCUGCAGGUCUUCAGGGGCUAAAGGUCGAGGAGUUGAGAAACACGGUACUAGGUGAUGGCAUGGCUCGCCGCAAUGAGAGAGAGCGAGCUGGUGACCGAUUUGCAAGGAGCCGAGGACAGACCAGUGAUGGGUAUGAAUAG